AUGUCCCUUAGCCAUCAUAUCUAUCAAAUCUACUCCAAUAGCCGUACCCCAAAGGCUAUGAGACACCAAGCUUUGUCCUUUUUGAUGGAAGAAGAGGAAGCCCAAAGGAGCAUGGCAGCUGCUUCAUUGACGCUUUGGGACCACACACCAGUGAUCAUAAUCUCCAUCUCCGGGAAUUUUCAAAAAGCCUUACUGACCGUGCCUAUACGUGGUACAAAACACAAGCACCAGGCUUUGUCCGCUCUUGGGAGGACUUGGUAG
Prunus armeniaca (apricot) is the source of this 261-nucleotide messenger RNA. Lineage: Eukaryota; Viridiplantae; Streptophyta; Magnoliopsida; Rosales; Rosaceae. The record is from the annotation of a GenBank genome assembly.